AUGUCUCACCUUUUAGCUGCUGCUAACCUUGACAAUGUCUUUCCCCACUCUCCACAAUUCAAACCUACUGAAUCUCCUUUGAAUGACAUCAUGGAACUCUCACUCCCUGAAAGCCUUGUGAGCGAAGAAUCAAAUAAUGCAAACGACUCAGAAAAAAAUGAAAACCAAUAAAAUAGCUAACCUAAAAGAAGACUUACUAUAUAUGAAUUCUUAGAUAGCAAAAGAUCCAACUCUUUUUGA
This is a messenger RNA of Tetrahymena thermophila SB210, 240 nucleotides long. RefSeq lists its product as hypothetical. NCBI's taxonomy places the organism in Eukaryota, Ciliophora, Oligohymenophorea, Hymenostomatida, Tetrahymenidae. The transcript has 3 exons. The record is from RefSeq and is a predicted model, not a curated record.